Molecule: messenger RNA, 1043 nt
Organism: Parastagonospora nodorum SN15
Lineage: Eukaryota; Fungi; Ascomycota; Dothideomycetes; Pleosporales; Phaeosphaeriaceae
Exons: 4
Coding region: 106-342 (78 amino acids)
Source: RefSeq, a predicted model, not a curated record
GAUAUAAAAUUUUCGAAAUACAUCAAGGUUACUGCGACAUAUUCAACACAAUGGCAGCAACACGCUCACUCAACUAUUUCAAUUUCAACGCGGCGGCAGCAAAGGAUGCCACGUUGGAAAAGCAAAGCCCCGUGCGUGCUCUUCCAUCAUCAUGGUACAGCUCUCAAGCCAUGUACGAGAUGGAACGCCGUGCCAUCUUCUCCCUGUCGGUGGCUAUUCAUCACACACAGCUCGCGUGUCAAGAACGCUGGUGAUUGGGUCCGCUACAACGUUGCAGGGAUACCAAAACUUGGAGAUGGACAAAGAUCAGAAUGGGCUCUUCCCGAUUCAUACACACAUUGAUCGCAAUGGGUUCAUCUGGAUCAACAUGGAUGCAAAGGAGACACCGGAGGUGUAGUUGGAGGAGCACUUCGAAAACGUUGAUAUCCAGAAGCGUUACACUGACUCGAAUAUCAACUUCGACGAAUACGAGCUUGAAUACACUUACGAUCUAGAAGGCGCCUACAACUGGAAGAUUCUCGCCGACAACUUCAACGAGUGCUACCACUGUCCCACCACACACACCGACGUCCCCACCUUCCUCAACCUCGAAACCUUCGACAGCGACCUCAAAGGCGGACAUAUCCAGCACUAUUGCGAACCGACCGAAGACCAAGUCAAACUUGGCAACUACACACACAGUACCUACUACUUUCCCGUCUCGUCCAUGGUUGCUGCCCGCCACUUCAUGAUGAUACAGAAAUUUUUGCCAUCCUCGCCCACCUCAUGCCAGAUGUCGUACGAAAUCUACCGCAAGAAAGGAUCCAGCGACGAAGACUUCCGCCGCAUCGCUGACGUUUAUGAGCGUGUAAUGAGUGAGGACAAGACCUUGUGUGAAUUAGCGCAGAAGAACCUUGUCAGCGGAGUUUUUGUCAAUGGCCAGUUGCAUCCAAAAUUCGAAAAAGGUCCGCUUUUCUUCCAGAACAAUGUUAGGCAGAUGAUCACCGAACACUAUGAGAAAGAGAAGAAAGAGGGUAAGGAGAUUUGGCCCGCGAAACACACAC